Molecule: messenger RNA, 3332 nt
Organism: Scleropages formosus (Asian bonytongue)
Lineage: Eukaryota; Metazoa; Chordata; Actinopteri; Osteoglossiformes; Osteoglossidae
Product: RNA-binding protein with multiple splicing-like
Exons: 8
Coding region: 345-914 (189 amino acids)
Molecular function (GO): RNA binding
Source: RefSeq, a predicted model, not a curated record
AUCGCGGCGGAGAAGAAGAUGGUGUGGAUAAGGGAGAGCUGGAGUGGGACAGCACGAGGUUGAUGGAAACGGUGCUGCUGAUGAUGGCGACGACAACGACGAUGACGAUGAAAAUGGCGAGUUUUCGUCUCCUGCAUGAACUUCGUUACUGAUACGGAAAGACGAGGAGCCGAAGAAAUUCAACUGGACUCCGCGCCAGCAGGGGGGCGGAAUCAGAGAGAGACUGGUCUCGUUUACAGAGAAAAGAGAGUUUACUGACAUUUACUGCACAUAUUUACACGGUUUAUAGCAACGUUUACCUCGAACUCUUCGAGGAAGAGGAGGAGAAGGAGGAAGCGCGCAGGAUGGACAAGGAGAUCGACUCGAGUGAGUCCAGCAGCCAGGAAGAGGAGGUCCGGACGCUGUUUGUCAGUGGAUUGCCAGUGGAUAUCAAACCUCGGGAACUUUACCUUUUAUUCAGACCAUUUAAGGGAUACGAGGGCUCGCUGAUUAAACUCACCUCGAAACAGCCUGUGGGAUUUGUCAGUUUCGACAGCCGAUCGGAGGCAGAAGCAGCAAAAAAUGCCCUGAACGGCGUCCGCUUCGACCCCGAGAUUCCGCAGACGCUGCGCCUGGAGUUCGCCAAGGCCAACACCAAGAUGGCCAAGAGCAAGCUGGUGGGCACGCCGAACCCCCCGGCACCGCAGCAGAGCCCCGCGCCGCCGCUCGGGAGCCGCGAGACCUAUGAGCUCACUGUACCUGCUCUUUACCCUGGUGGUGCUGACAUCUGGGCACCAUAUCCGCUGUACCCUGCGGAGCUCUCCCCGGCCCUGCCUCCUGCUUUCACCUACCCCUCUGCACUGCAUGCUCAGAUCCGGUGGAUCCCUCCUGCAGAUGGCACCCCGCAGGGAUGGAAGUCCAGGCAGUUCUGCUGAGUGAUGGGGCUCCGGUACAUGAGGGCGUCCACAGGUGGUGCUGAAGUCCAAACGGGAGGUUGUGGCCCCAGUGAACAACAGUGCCAUCCAUCCAAAGGCCCACGGAGUUGGAUUCCAUCAUGAAAUGUGUCCCUCAACUGCACUAGAUGCCACUUCCUGUUUGCAGAGGUGCAUCUUCAACACCCCCAGGGAAUCGGUGGCUGUUUUCUUUCCAUGGAGACACCGUCUGGGAUCCAUGGCAAUGUCUUCCCCUGUGGUCCUGCCAGGCGACAGCCUCCCAAGGCUCCCAGCUCCAUGGUCUAUGACCCCACCCCUUUGAACUCCAAUAAGAGCUCUCCCUGGUCAUUUUUUGUAAUAUUACAGUUAUUGUUACUACUGUUCUUAUUAUGCCUAUUAGGAUAUGUAUUGGAACAUGACUGGCUAAACCAGUACUGUAAAUUUGAAGACAUGAUGAGGAAAACUAGGCGUUUUUGCACCAAGCCAACAUUCUGGAUGGUUCUGUCGUGUUGUGAGUUGGGAUCCCAAAGGACAUGGUGGUCAAGUACAGUACCGUGGUGAACUGGGCAAGAGACAAUCAGCGUUGACAAGACUGGUUCCAGCAAGUCUGACUUCCGCGCUGCUACUACUACUAGUACUACUACUACUACUACUAUUACUACUACUACUACUGUUUGUCAGGUGCCACUCCACUGUUGUGGGCUAUGUUGUGUAAAUGUGCAGGAUUACCGCGAUGCAGAGAUGUUCUCAGAAACAGCCUUGGUGCCAACAGCCCACUUGCCUUAUACUGAUGGAACCAAGUCAUGGAAGACCAGAGCAUCCCAAGGGGGACCGAGUCAAUAAGACCCAGCUCUCCACCAUGUGGACAAACCAUCAACAGAGCGGUCACCAUAGUAACUGCCCAUCACCCAACACAGAGGAUCUCAACCAAAGGUGCAGCAUGUCAGUCUUGCACUAGGGGCAGAUUUAUGGGUCUCGUAUCCGCACCAGCGUUACCAAAAAAGAACCAGUCACUGACCACCUGUCAUCACAGCAAGUAUGAAUAUGAAUGACCAAAGUCAUUUUACACAGUUGAACUCUCUGGCCUGUGGAAGUUCACAGGCCCUCCGGGUUGGUUAACGUCACAUGUUCCACAUUUCUUCUAUGAAAUGUGUCUUUGUUUUCUGUCUUUCUUUUCACGUUACCUCAUCGGAGCCUCAAAGCACCUAAAAAUAGCUUCUUACAGGAAGACGGAUUAAACCCCAUGUGAGUUUCCAUAAUGCACAGCUGGCAUAAAAAUACAUGGAACCGGCACCUCAACUUUACAAACACAAUUAGGAGCUAAAGGUUGUUCAUAACUCAAUUUGGCUGUAACUCCAAAGUUAAGUAAAUCACAACCAAAUUAAAGGUUAAUAAUAUCGUCAUCCCUAAAUUUAUUUACAGGCUGGUUGAUAGUAUUGCCAUAAUAAAUGUAUAAGAUUUUUUAUGAAUAUUCAUUUUAAGUGUCAUUAAAAUGACUGAAAACAAGUUAUCGCCACACACUCCUAUUCAGUGCUGACUGUUCACAGAUUGCUUCGAUAAACGUACAACCUUCCUCAUCUUGUUAUUGUUCACUGACACUCAGGAACACCAGACAGGAGCUGGAAACACUGUGGAAGUGAGGUGUAUUAAGGUGGUCCCAGGGCGCUGUUUUGUGAGUGCAUCUAGUUUUCUCAGCAACACACAAAUUUCGGAAAACUGAUCAGAUAAGAAAAUACCAUAAAAUACGUGCUUAAAGUUGAACAUGUUUGUACCUUUGAAAAUCUGUAACUCGGCUGUUGACAUCCUAACAAGAGGAGUCAGUGUACAUGAGCAGCGAAACCCUGAAACUCGCAUAGUUACUGAUGCAAUAAUUCUAUGAAGAACAGUGGCCGUGGAGCGCGAGUGAACAAAGAGGCAAACCGAGAAGACCUCACCUGUUUCCGCCGCAUUCGUGGGGGUAUCCCAUUCAGGGCCCGCUGUGUGCAGCUUGUUGGUUCAACAGAGCUCGGGCAGGGUCACUGCGGUCUUGCAGGUAGAUGGUGAGAGUCAGGGGCCCCUCUAGUCACGAUCCAAACAGCCUUCAACUGGGACGUCACGGGGUGGUCAUGUGAAUGAAAGCACCGCAAUGAAUCAGUGAAACGUCUCGGUCCGGAUGAGUGUCCCUGCACUGCAGCCCUCGGAGCACCAGUUCAGACAUACAAAGUGGUGAGCUAUACAGUGCGGAGCAUUCAGUGUAAUGAAUAGGCCACAGCUAUAAUAGAUGGACAUGUAUCUGUGUAUGAACUCAUCAUCUUAUAGACGAGUUUUCAGAGGAUCGCGGUGGUUGUGUAGAGCUUUUCGUGGGAAAUUAAUAACCAAACACUGUUUUAUAUCGAUCCAGAAAUGGUUCAUAAUAAAAGAACUAAAAAGAAUAAAAGAUCC